UUAACGGAUUAAUAUGUCCUUAAAAGAUCGUGCUUCAAGUCAACUCGUUGAUUACGGCAAACAGAUGAAGGAUGAAAACAACAUUCUCACCAUGUCUAGUGGUGCUCCGAUCUUCAACAAAAAUGCUGUAUUGACUGUUGGACAGAGAGGCCCAUUAUUAAUGCAGGAUGUUGUUUAUAUGGAUGAAAUGCGCAUUCCCGAACGAGUGGUUCAUGCAAAGGGGGCCGGUGCUCAUGGAUAUUUUGAAACAACUCAUGAUAUUAGUAAAUAUUGUAAGGCUGCUAUUUUUAAUCAAAUUGGAAAGCGAACACCUCUUUUUAUUAGAUUCUCAAGCGUCGGUGGGGAAAGAGGAAGUGCUGACACUGUUCGAGAUCCGAGAGGAUUUGCAAUUAAAUUUUAUACUGAAGAAGGGAAUUGGGAUUUAGUUGGAAAUAAUACUCCGAUAUUCUUCAUCCGUGAUCCAUUCCUCUUCCCGAAUUUUAUUCAUACACAGAAAAGAAAUCCAGUUACUCACUUGAAGGAUCCUGAAAUGGUGUGGGACUUUUGGUCACUUCGUCCUGAAUCUCUUCAUCAAGUUAUGUUUCUCUUUUCUGAUCGAGGUAUUCCUGAUGGUUUUCGACAUAUGAACGGUUAUGGUUCACACACUUUUAAAUUGGUCAACAAGGAAGGGAAAGCUGUUUAUUGUAAAUUUCAUGCAAAGACUUCUCAAGGUAUUAAAAAUCUUUCGGUAGAGAAGGCUCAACAAUUGGCUUCUGAGGAUCCUGAUUAUGGAUUGCGUGAUCUUUACAAUAGUAUUGAAAAUGGACAAUUUCCUCAAUGGGAUUUCUUUGUUCAAAUAAUGUCAUUCGAAGAGGCUGAAAAUUUCAAAUGGAAUCCUUUUGAUUUGACAAAAAUUUGGCCACACAAAGAAUUUCCUCUUAUUCCUGUUGGUCGUAUUGUGCUUAACAGAAACCCGAAGAAUUAUUUCGCUGAAGUAGAACAGGCCGCUUUUGCACCUUCACGCAUUGUGCCUGGAAUUGAGUUUUCCCCAGAUAAAAUGCUUCAAGGUCGUCUCUUCUCCUAUCCGGAUACUCAAUUUCACCGUCUCGGACCAAAUUUUAUGAAGCUACCUAUUAAUUGCCCGUUCAGAACGCGUGUUCGAAAUACUCAGAUCGACGGAUGGCAUUGCUCUGAUGAGAACCGAAAUGGGGCACCUGUAUAUCACCCAACCUCAUUCAAUGGACCAAGCGAAUUAGCAACUGCACAGGAAAGUAUUUGGUCGACGACGGGAGAAGUAAAUCGUUAUAAUACAAAGGAUGAUUCGAAUUAUGACCAGCCUGCUUCUUUUUGGGAAAAGGUUUUGGACGAAGAACAUCGUAAACGCUUGACACGUAAUAUUGCCGCUUCGCUGGGUCAGACAUCGCUUAAAACCCAAGAGCGUGUAAUUCAGGAAUUUAGUAAAGUGAACGAAGAACUUGGGAAAAUGAUUCAGAAAGAAUUGAGUGCUAAUAAGGAGCGGCCCCAUCUGUGA
Messenger RNA from Meloidogyne enterolobii, 1510 nucleotides. The record is from the annotation of a GenBank genome assembly. NCBI's taxonomy places the organism in Eukaryota, Metazoa, Nematoda, Chromadorea, Rhabditida, Meloidogynidae.